ACAUCGAGCAAGACGUCGUCACGCCCCUGGCGGAGAGUUCAUUGCCGGUAUUAAAAGGAACGCCGGCCGCGGCUCCAAGGAGCGACAUUAUUGAAGACAGCUAGAGGACCGACAUAUGCAGUACGAAAUGGCUUGUGCACCGUGUGUGUUUCUCUUCUUCAUCUGGAUUACGACAUACACUACUGGUCCGGCGCAAGCGCUGAGAUUAAUCGGAUUGAAGGUUCCCGAGUCGCCGAUUCGCGGAUCCACUGUGACGCUCGAAUGCCGCUACGACCUGGAGGGGGAUCGGCUGUACAGCGUCAAGUGGUAUAAAGAUGGCGUCGAGUUUCUCCGAUAUAUGCCCCAUGACAGGCCGAAAAUAAAGGCGUUCAAUAUCAAAGGACUCAAAGUGGACGUCAUAAGAAGCACCAACACUACAGUAGUGCUUGACAACGUACAGCACUCUGCCUCGGGAAUAUAUAAAUGCAAAGUAUUGGCCGACGCACCGACGUUGGAUGAGGAUGCGGAUGAAAAGAAGCUGGUCGUCACAGAAACUCCUUUAUCGAUGGACCAGCCACCAAUCGGAAUCCUCGGCGGUUCCGUGCGUCUCAACUGCGCGCACAACCUCGGCAGCUUGCCCCUGUACAGCUUCAAGUGGCUCAAGGACGACAAAGUAUUCUACACCUUUAUUCCUCGCAACAGGCCUCCUGGAGAAAUGUACAGCGUGCAAGGUGUGACGGUCGAUAUGCUGCAGGGCAACUAUUCGUCGCUGUUCCUGAAGAACCUGAGUGCCCUGAGUGCCGGCGCUUACCGCUGCGAAGCCAGCUCCGACGCUCCCCCUUUUCUCACAGUCCAGGACGAGAAGAUGCUCGCGGUGUUCGAACAACGUGACAUGAGACCACACAUCACGUACGACAGGGAGACCUACCAGGUGGGAGACAACGUGCUCCUCAACUGCACGUCCAGCCGCUCUAGGCCGGCUCCCAAGCUCGCGGUGUACGUGAACGACCGCCUGUUGAUCGAUGCCGACGUUAGGACUAAAGUCGACACACACCCGGACGGCUUCCAGACGACCACGCUCGCUGCAACCAUCCCGGUCAGACAGCACGACGUAAGCAGAGCCGCCCUGCGUGUGAAGUGUCAGGCCAGCUUCGUGGGCCUGUACGAAGCGGUGGGCGAGAUGUCCAUUCCGGUUGGCCAGCAUACGGGAGACCACAGGGCGCCUUACCAGCACCAGCGUCCGCAGCACAGCCAGCCGCCACAGCGACCGCCGCACCUCGGUUCCAUCUCGUCAACACAAGACGAGUGUCUCACCAAGGCUAUGAAGAUUCUGGCAAGGGCGUGGGUCGCCUACCAGUGAACAGAGUUGCAACCAAAAAUGUUCCAAGCUUACUUACACUCUCAGGCGCGCACAUUUUUUUUUAAAUAAAUCUACCCGAGACUUCUUAAUGUGUGUAAUAAAGCUA
This is a messenger RNA of Rhipicephalus sanguineus (brown dog tick), 1445 nucleotides long. Its product is annotated as immunoglobulin superfamily member 10. The record is from RefSeq and is a predicted model, not a curated record. The coding region runs from base 116 to 1339 and encodes 407 amino acids. The transcript has 6 exons. NCBI's taxonomy places the organism in Eukaryota, Metazoa, Arthropoda, Arachnida, Ixodida, Ixodidae.